CUUAGCUAUUUCCAAAAAGACAGGUUGUUCCACCAAAUAACAAACACCGUGAAAGUAUCGAGGGUAUAAGACUUAAUCCCACCAAGAACCUAACCCGUACGUUAGCCGCCAUCUUACAAUUCAGCAAUGUCCGAUUACAGCUACAAGAGACAGAAAGCAGACACUUACGGUAGCGGACUUUUAGCGGCCAUCGAUUUGAACACCGGGAGCAGCAUUCCCCAGCCGUCGUCGCUCAAAAGUCGUUUGUCGUUAGCCGCCAGGGCCAAUUUUGGGGCCUCUAAUCGCCAGAGCAUCACCAACAACGGGCUAUUUGCCGGUGUCGCACCUGGUUCCGCGAGACGCAAAUCUAUUGCGAUGACGCCUGGGACAGUUAAUAGACGCUCAAGUAUGGUGCCCAAUUCGGCGUCCCAUACGCCAAGCGCGCAACUUUUUGGGUCACAGGGAACGCUUCAGUCGAAGGACCCGCGACCUCUCAGAGACAAGACGUUCCUGCAGGCGAUGCAGCAAGAGAUUUUGAACUUUUUGAUCACGAACCGGUUUGAAAUCGUCAUGAAGCACCCGAUCUCCACCAAAACGUUGCGCCAGCCGACGCAGAAGGACUUUGUGUUGAUUUUCCAGUUCUUGUACUGCAAAAUCGACGAGGGCUACCUUUUCAGUAAGUCGAUUGAACACGAGGUGUUCCUGCUCUUGAAGAUCGUCAAGUACCCGUACCUCGACUCCAUCAACAAGUCGCAGAUAAGCGCUGUUGGCGGUCAGAACUGGCCCGUCUUUUUGGGCAUGUUGUACUGGCUCGUAAAGUUGAAUGUUUCGUUGGAUAAGGUGAAUGUGUUGGACUUUGAGAACUGUUUCGGCUUUGAGGCCCAGCAGACAGACGGUAGCGAAACCCCUCAGCAAUUGAUAGACAAAACCGAUGACAUCAUUGAUGGGAUUCUAUCGUCCUAUAUCUUCAACUCGUACAAGGCCUUUUUGCGUGACGAAGACGAGUUCAGCAGUCAGUAUAAAGAGGCGGAAAAAUUGGUCAAUGCUCACAACCAAAAGAUUGCCGGUACCGCGAAACAGUUAGAUGAAACAAACGACGAUUUGUUGAAUAAGUUGAAUCGCCUCACUCGCGAUGCUGACGUUUUAACCAGUGCCGAGCAAAAAUCGCACGCUCUAGAGGGAGACUUGGUCAAAUUCAAAGCCUAUAUUGAUACGAUGGAGCAGCGGAAGCUCAAAUGGGCGUCGGUUUUGGAGAAGAUCAAAACAGAGAUAGCCAAUACCGAGAAAGAGUUGAGCCAGGUGCGCAAGGAGGAAGAGACAAGCGCCCAGAAGGUACAAGAACAAGGCUUGAGUCCGGCGGAUAUUGACAGAAUGUCCCACGAGCGAAGCCGGUUGUCCAAAUCCAUCGACAGCAUCAAUGUCAAGCUUAACCACACGUUAUCCGUGUUACGUGACAGAGAGUUGGAGGCAACCAGCAAUUUUGAAAGCUUGGAGGCUGCAUUGAAGAAAUACAACACCACGGUGUACAAAAUCCAAUCGUUAUCGUCCACGUCCAUUGCGAACAUUACGCCGCCAGAGCACGAGUUCGAGAUCAGAUUCACCCAUGAGAAUAUGCUCGGUGAGGACCUGCUCGGGGUAAAGCACGACGUGAUUUUGGAUAAGGAUCUCAAGUCGGAAAAGGUCAGUCUUCUCAACUACCGCACAAGGAUUGCGUCCAAUAUCCACAAGCACCAAGAUGAGGCCAUCAAACUCCAGGAGAAACUAGACUUGCUCAGCGAAACGGUAAAUGAGAGGAACGAAGCGAUCGAGACGCUAGAAGCUCGAGUGGGCACUUCGAAGAUAACCUAUGACGAGGUAUACGAAUCGAUGAAUAACGACUCUACGACCUCCUCCACCGAGGUAGAGAAGCUUGAGCGGGAGUUACAGAUGAUGAAGAUGAAUGCAACGCAGGGGUCUCUCCGAGUAGAGCAGCGGGCGCAGUCCAUAAAGAUCGAGCACGACCAGUUGGUCCAUCUGAUCCAAAAUCUCCGCGAACAGCUACACUCGAAGGUCGAGCAGAUGAUUGAGUACUGCAUCAGUUUUAAGCUCAACAUUCAGGGAAACUUGGAGGAUUUUGAAACCUUUGUCUUGGGAGAAUGUGAACAGGAGUUGAGUGUCUAGAGUUUAAGUGGUAUUGGAGUGGGUUAAUUGAUUUAUGUUUAUCGAGACUGUAAGAUAGGAACUAAUGCUUGGGUGGGAAUUAGAAAAGUGAGCUACGGGCCAUAUUCGAGGAAACUAAUCUUACCGGGUUUACAUCUGAGUUAUAGAGUUGGGACAUUCGCUGAUUUCCUUAUUGGGGUUAAUUAUCGACCCACCAGGCAUUAUUGUACCAUUAGGCAGCUCUCCUUGAAAUUAGAGUCUAUGCCUCGUCUAUCACCCUUUGCCAUGAAGAUGGAAUUUUACGUGC
Molecule: messenger RNA, 2425 nt
Organism: Babjeviella inositovora NRRL Y-12698
Lineage: Eukaryota; Fungi; Ascomycota; Pichiomycetes; Serinales
Product: kinetochore-associated Ndc80 complex subunit
Exons: 1
Coding region: 127-2139 (670 amino acids)
Biological process (GO): attachment of mitotic spindle microtubules to kinetochore
Cellular component (GO): Ndc80 complex
Source: RefSeq, a predicted model, not a curated record